Molecule: messenger RNA, 2058 nt
Organism: Oncorhynchus tshawytscha (Chinook salmon)
Lineage: Eukaryota; Metazoa; Chordata; Actinopteri; Salmoniformes; Salmonidae
Product: homeobox protein DBX1-A-like
Exons: 4
Coding region: 223-1233 (336 amino acids)
Biological process (GO): cell differentiation in spinal cord; regulation of transcription by RNA polymerase II
Molecular function (GO): DNA-binding transcription factor activity, RNA polymerase II-specific; DNA binding
Source: RefSeq, a predicted model, not a curated record
UUGAAAGCGACUCAUGUAGAGAACUUUGUUGAACCUCAUUGUUGAGGCUGACAGUUCUGAAAGGAGCUUUGGGGCAGCCUGCUAUAAAACGCCUCUCCCCUGAGUAGAGGGGCCAGAGGAGUAAAGCUAGUCAUUCAGAUUGGAACCUAUCAGAUCCUCACUUGUUCUUGACGGAGUAUUUCAACAGAUCGUUUCGUGUUGCGUUAUACUACAGACGGGACCAUGAUGAUCCCAAGCGUCCUUGCGCCUAAUGCGAUGUACCCAGGCCUUUACCGCCCCUCCGCCUCCAUGCCGCUCCAACGGUCUCUGCAGAACGCGUUUCCAACCCACUCCAGCUUUCUAGUGGAGGACCUGCUGCGGAUAAGCAGGCCGGCGGAGUACCACUUCAGCCGGACGCUCCCCUCAGCAAGCGUCUCCCCGGCGACAACCACCACAACCAUGUCCUUCAGUGCCAUGCCACAGGAGCGCAUCGUCUCUCCAACUGCCUCGACGCGUGAAUCAUGCUCUCCGAAAACGUCACAACCGAGUAGUAAAGACCCAACUUAUCUUAAAUUUGGAGUCAGCGCAAUCCUGGCACCAUCACCAAAGACCGCAUCGCUGCCCCCCGCCAUCCACCACAGUAUGCACCCCAAGGCCUUCUCUCUCCCCUACUUCGACGGAUCCUUUCACCCCGCCUUCUUCAGGUCGACAUAUUUCCCAGCAUCUUCAUCGGUCGUGCCCAUCCCAGGGACCUUCUCUUGGCCACUGGCCAACAGAGGGAAGCCGAGGAGAGGGAUGCUCCGACGGGCAGUAUUCUCUGACGUGCAGCGCAAAGCUCUGGAGAAGAUGUUCCAGAAACAGAAAUACAUCAGCAAACCAGACAGGAAGAAGCUGGCCUCAAAGCUCGGUCUCAAAGACUCGCAGGUUAAAAUCUGGUUCCAGAACCGCAGAAUGAAGUGGAGGAACUCUAAAGAGAGGGAGCUCCUGUCUUCAGGAGGUUGUCGCGAGCAGACCCUGCCCACCAAAACGAACCCACACCCAGACCUCAGCGACGUCGGCAAGAAGUCCUCCGCGGAGGAGGACGAGAUGGAAGAGAACCCAUUCGGCGCUAGAGGCGCGCCUGGCCUUUGCCAUUCCCCCGCAGCGGGGCACGAGCUGUCCAACAGCGGCGGAUCGAACCUCUCGUCGCCAUCUCUCUCCAGCAAGCACUCGGAAUUCUCAGAAUCAGAUGAAGAAGAGAUCACAGUUUCUUAAUUGAUUUAUAAAAACUCAGAUAUGUUUAUAAAAUGGUUAUCCACAGGUUAACUGUACCUAUGUGACCAUGUUUGCAAGAGUCUGUAUCCCUUAAUUUAGACCCAACUACUAAGAAAUGUAUUUAUUUCAUAUUCCACAAUAUUUUCAAACAAUGAACUUCUGUCAAAUCAAUUUAGGCUACAUCCAUGAUUAUUUCUUUUAAAAAUAAAGGCAGGGUUUAUUUUAUAGAAAGGGCCGGCUCUAGCCUUCUGGGGGACCCUAAGGGAGAUUUUGUUGGGGGGCCCCCACCAAGAGGGCUUUUUUUUAGUGGCUCCCCUCUUGACAGCAGUGUUUUAAAGUGCAUUUCCUUUAAUUCUACACAUUUUGACAUGUGGCGAAUGGAAAAUGUUGCAGUUAUAAAGAAAGUUUUCAGCAGGUCUAGACACUUUGCCAUGGGGUGGAAAGAAAAUGUGGCAUUUUUAUAACACAUUUCAUGCAAUUCUACUCAUUUUCCCAUGGAGUUGUAAGACAUUUUUGCAGCUUUAAAGCCAUUUUUUGGAGUUCUACAUAUUUUGCCAUGGUGUGGAGAGAAAAUAUUGACAUUUUAUAAUAAUGUCAUUAAAUUCUACUCAUUUUGCCAUGACAUGUCAUGUUAAUGAUAGCUGAGUUAGAGUGAUUAAUGGGGCUCUGGGCUCGGUCGGAAUUCGGCCAUGAUUUUCUACAAGUUUAGAUGACUGGUUAGACUAACUUACCAAUCUAAAAAUUGUUUGCAGGAAUGGCUAAUUGAGUGACUGUCAGUGACUGACAAAACAAGAGAAGAGCUGCUGAUGCACAACCAAAUUUCAA